Syngnathoides biaculeatus (alligator pipefish) is the source of this 2429-nucleotide messenger RNA. Its product is annotated as tetratricopeptide repeat protein 9A. Gene Ontology annotation, molecular function: protein binding. NCBI's taxonomy places the organism in Eukaryota, Metazoa, Chordata, Actinopteri, Syngnathiformes, Syngnathidae. The record is from RefSeq and is a predicted model, not a curated record. Bases 85 to 882 code for a protein of 265 amino acids. The transcript is spliced from 3 exons.
ACGACGGGGAGGAGAGGAAGGGAUGAAGGAAGCCUCGGGAUGCAGUAAAAAGUCCAGGAAGGAGGGACGAUUUUGAGGCGCUCCAUGUCGAAAAUGAGCUUGAUCCAAGCCGGCCACGACGUCGUCGGCGGCGGCUCCAGGGUGGAGGCGGCCAGAGGCGGCCUCGCUUCCAACAGCGGCGGCGCUCCCCCGAGGCUCCUGCCGGGCGCGCAGCCUCCGGCUCCCGGCAGCCGGAACAGAGACGCGCGCUCCCACCAGCGGCACCACCAGCACGGGGGAACAACCACCGGCGGCGGGGGCGUGGGCGGCACCGGCACCGGCACCUCCAUGCUCAAGCAGCCCGCGUCGCACGCCGAACCCGCCGACGCGGUGAGGCGGGCGCUGGACUUCAAGUGCCAGGGCACGCAGUGCUACAAGGACAAGAAGUACCGCGAGGCCAUCGGCAAGUACCACCGCGCGCUGCUGGAGAUGAAGGGCCUGUGCCGGCUGCUCGGCGACCCGGACGGCGGCGGCUCCAAGUCGCUGCUGGCCGCCAUCGGCAAGUCCAGCCCGCUGACGGAGGAGCAGAAGGGCGCCAUGGAGAACGCCGAGCUGGAGUGCUACAACAGCCUAGCCGCCUGCCUUCUCCAGAUGGAGCUGGUCAACUACGAGCGCGUGAAGGAGUACUGCCUGAAGGUCCUGCACAAGGAGGGCAAGAACUUUAAGGCCCUGUACCGCUCGGGCGUGGCCUACUACCACCUGGGGGACUUCCAGAAGGCCCUCUACUACCUGAAGGAGUCGCACAAGCAGGAGCCCUCAGACACGAACGUCAUCCGCUACAUCCAGCUGACAGAGAUGAAAAUCCGCCGCAGCGCUCAGAGGGAAAAGAAAGACGCCACAUAAAAAAAACAAAAACAAAAAAAAAAAAAAAGACCACAGAAGACUUGAACUCAUCGCCACUUCCUGUCCCCGCCCCUCCCCGUGUGUCGCCUGGACUUGUCAUUGUAAAGCAGUCUGGAAUGUUCCGUUGGGAUUUUAAACACUGCCUGUGCACUGAUUCAAAGGUUUAUGGGUACAGAUGAUUUAUUAUUUUUCUCUCUCUCCAAAGUUCGCAAUCACUGCCUGUCCAAAUUUCUGCUGGGGCGGAAAACACAACAGCGGCAACGAGGACAAAAAAAAAAAAAAAAAAAAAACCGCAAAGGUUUUUGUCGUGUUUGUGGAAAAUUUCAGCCGCCCUCCCCCGCGCCGUUCGUCAUUUCAAAAUGGGAGUCGAUCAGUAACGAGCACCCGCACGACCACAAACUAACGUCAUUUCCGGCCUACAAGCCACGACUUUUUCCCCACACGAUUUCAACCCGGCGGUUUAUGCAGUGAUGCGGCGCUAGCGUUAGCGCACCUGGUUAUAAGCCAGGGAAAGAGUUUAACGCUAGUGCCGUUACUCUUUCUCUGUACCGAGGCUUAUGACCGGGUGUGCUGUGUAGGCCGGGAAUUACGGUAAUAAGACAUAAAAACAUCAAAGCAUGGAUUGCGACUAACGCUAGCUCCGUGCUAACACUAGCCCAGUGCUAGCGUUAUACUUUUUCUCUCUACUGAGGCUUAUAACCAGGUGUGCUCUGUAGGCCGGGAAUUACUGUAAUAAGACAUAAAAACAUCAAGGCAUUGAUUGAGACUAAUGCUAGCUCCGCGCUAACGCUAGCCCCACGCUAGCGUUAAACUUUUUCCUCUGUAUCGAGGCUUAUGACCAGGUGCGUUCUCUAGGCCAGGAAUUACGGCAAUAAGGCAUAAAAACAUCAAGGCAUUGAUUGAGACUAAUGCUAGCUCCGCGCUAACGCUAGCCCCACGCUAGCGUUAAACUUUUUCCUCUGUAUCGAGGCUUAUGACCAGGUGCGUUCUCUAGGCCAGGAAUUUCGGCAAUAAGGCAUAAAAACAUCAAGGCAUUGAUUGAGACUAAUGCUAGCUCCGCGCUAACGCUAGCCCCACGCUAGCGUUAAACUUUUUCCUCUGUAUCGAGGCUUAUGACCAGGUGCGCGCUGUAGGCCGGGAAUUACGAUAUUGUCAGUUUUUUGUCUGGUGCUGUCAAAGGAAAUGCAUGUAGUUUAUGUACAUGGACAGUACACUAAAAAAAAAAAAAAAAAGCACACCAUUAAUAACUGAAAAGACAUAUCAGACAAUUGUACAUGGAAAUGAGAAAAGAACAAUUUCUUGGUGAAGAAUACACACACAAAAAAAACCCAGCACUUGGAUCACAGUAUUUAAAUAUGAAUAUGUAUUGUAUGUAUGUGGUGGUCGUUUGUAUUGAUCCUUGUGAUGAUGCUGCAGUGCGAGUGGAUCAUCUCAUCAUUUAUUAUUGUUAUUAUUUAUACUUUGAAAUACUGAUGAAAGCACGUCAGUAAUAAAAAAAAAAAACACCUCAAAUAAUCACGGCUGCAAUACUUUUUCAGUGGUCGACU